CUUUAUAAGAGAGAAAGAGAGACAGGGAGAGGAGAGGAAGAGAUCACUCGAGACGAGAGGCAGGUCGCAGAGUUUGAGAAACUCCUGCGGACGGUGGCGUUUUCUUCCUUUCUCCGUCUCCUUUUUAUCCCUUAUUCUUGCUAGCUAGGGUUCCUCAAGGGUUUUUGAGGAUUGGAUGGUUGGGUGUUAGGUCUACUGUGAUUCAAUGGUUAUGGAUCGACGAACGCGUGAGUUAUCUGGUGUGGAUGGAUUGAGUUGUGAAGAUUUCUUCUCCUAUCAGAACCCUGGGGGAUUCAAGCUGAACUAUCCCCAACCCUCUGUCAUGGAUAGCAGCAGCUUGCAUGGUUCUAAGUUUGAUGCUUCUCAGCUGUUCCCAGUUCAAAAUAACCUCCAUGGGCACAAAUAUAGUGUCGCCGAUCCCAAUAUAAAUCAAAGCAACCAUGCCAAUUACGAGGUUUCGGGUUCAGGUUCGGUUUCCGAUGGGAAUCCUCCGUCUACCUCAAGUAGAAGCCAUGAGGUUGAUUACCCUGAAGACUCUGACUUCUCUGAUAUUGUCUUGAGCUAUAUAAGCAGGAUCCUGAUGGAGGAGGAUGUGGACGAGAAGAUAUAUCCCUUUAAUCAGGAAAAGUCUGCUCUACAAGCUGCGGAGAAACCUUUUUAUGAUAUCCUUGGGCAGCAAUACCCACCACCAUCUCCCGGUAAAUCCUUUCUGGAUGAAAAUAGUAGAUUAGAGAGCCCCGAGGAAACUAGCUCCAGUUACGGUGUUUUCAGUGGGGAGAGCAGUAGUAGCGGAGUUGUUGAUCCAAGCUGGAUUCAGGAUUCGUCAGUGAGGAACCAGUUCACUUUCAGCUCAUCUAGUGUAGGGAGUGUUGAUCCAUCGCCUGUUUCUAGCCUGUUGAUUGAAAGCCAGCCUGCUUGGCAAUUUAAGCGAGGUAUGGAGGAGGCACAAAAAUUCCUGCCCAGUGAAAACAAAUUGGCCAUUGAUGUGAAUGUCAAAAAUCUUGCUUUAAAUUAUAAUUUGAAAGAAAAAGGCUUCACAUUUGAUACUGAGUAUAAAGUUGAGAAAGAACAACUGCUCCCAAUUGUUGGGUCUCGGGCACGGAAGAAACCGCUAAGUGAGGAUUUGGAUUUGCAGGAAGGUAGAAGCAUUAAGCAGUCAGCCAAGUCCUCUGAUGAUGCUGUCCGGUCUGAGAUGUUUGAUAACGUCUUACUAUGCCAGGGCGUGAAAACAUACGGAGUGAAUAAGAUGAAUGGUUAUCAUAUGGCAAUGCAAAACAGUGCUAAUAAGAGUUCUCAGAAUGGUCGAAAAGGUCGAAGCAAGAGACAGCAAAAGAAGGAUGUGGUUGACCUAAGAACCCUGCUUAUACAUUGUGCUCAGGCUGUUGCUGCUGAUGACCGCCGUAAUGCCAAUGAGUUACUAAAGCAGAUUAGACAAUAUUCAUCUCCUUUUGGUGAUGGAACACAGAGAUUGGCCCAUUGCUUGGCAGAUGGACUUGAGGCUCGCAUGGCUGGCACCGGAAGCCAAAUUUAUCACUCUCUUGUGGCAAAACGAACUACGGCAACCGAUAUCUUGAAGGCCUACAAGCUUUAUCUUUCAGCUUGUCCAUUCAAGAAGAUAUCACAUUUCUUCUCCAAUCAAACCAUAUUGAAUGCGUCUGAGAAGGCAUCAAGGGUGCACAUCAUAGAUUUUGGUAUCUACUUUGGCUUCCAGUGGCCCUGCCUUAUUCAGCGUCUUUCAUUGAGGCCAGGUGGUCCGCCAAAGCUUCGGAUCACCGGCAUUGAUGUGCCUCAGCCAGGUUUUCGUCCCACUGAGCGCAUUGAGGAGACUGGUAAAAGGCUGGCUGAUUAUGCUGAGAGCUUCAAUGUUCCAUUUCAGUACAAUGCGAUUGCAUCCAAAUGGGAGACCAUACGUGUUGAAGAUUUGAAGAUUGAUGAAGAUGAGGUGCUUAUUGUGAAUUGCUUAUACCGCUUCAGGAACCUGGUGGAUGAAACUGUGGUUGUCGAUAGUCCUCGGAAUAAGGUUUUGAGCACAAUCAGGAAGGCCAAUCCGGAUGUCUUUAUUCAUGGAAUUGUCAAUGGCUCAUAUAGUGCUCCUUUUUUUGUCACACGCUUUAGGGAAGCUCUAUUCCACUUCUCUUCUUUGUUUGACAUGCUUGAAACAACAGUGCUAAGAGAGGAUGCGCAGAGGAUGCUCAUUGAGAGGGACCUAUUUGGUCGUGAGGCUCUUAAUGUCAUAUCAUGUGAGGGUUCGGAAAGGGUGGAGAGGCCAGAGACCUACAAACAAUGGCAGGUGAGGAACUUGAGGGCUGGGUUUACUCAACUUCAACUCAAUCCUGAGAUCAUGAAGAGGGCAAAAGACAGGGUGAGAAGUUGUUAUCACAGGGAUUUUGUCAUUGAUCAAGAUAGCAGGUGGCUGCUACAGGGUUGGAAAGGGCGCAUCAUCUAUGCAAUCUCCACAUGGAAACCUAGCGACAAGUAGUAGGCAUUUCUAUCAUUAUGGAUUUGAGAGUUUAAAAAAUUGUUAACCAUUACAGGUUAUGAUGUAGGCCAUGUGACUUCUGCUUGUCUUUCAUAUGCAAUCUCCACAUAAAGUAUGCAGUCUUAACUUUAGGAGCUGUAACUUUUGGUUCAGGAAUAUCUGUCAUUUAUUAUUAUGUUAUUAGUACAUAUUAGCUGUUUAGUUCACUGAUAUUGAUGACAUUUUCAUGCCGAUCAAAUAUGUCAAAUUCUAUCAAACUUGUAAAAUAAAUAACCGCAAAAAGAAUCAAAAUCAAAAUUGAUCUUUCUUGAUAUCAUUAUAUUCUAACACAAGAUAAAAAUGAAAUUCCGACAGUCCUCUCUUCAGAUUUUCUUGCUUGUUGUAGCUGAUCAUCUUGUAUUGUGACACAGUGAUGCAGGUUUGGUUUUGAAUAAACCUGACAAUUUGUAGAAGGAAGGUGGCUUUUCAAGCUGGACUGGAGAUCGACAAAUUCCUUAGAAGACAAGAAGUAGUGGUAGUAAAAUAUAAGGCAACAAGGAGGUUAGUCUGUACAAUUUUAUGUUUGUUGGUCUGAGGUUCUCAUAUGAACCAAGUUUGAUGACAAAAACUAUUAAAUUUUAAUUAUAAUUUUGUUUAUA
Dendrobium catenatum is the source of this 3117-nucleotide messenger RNA. RefSeq names its product scarecrow-like protein 9. Gene Ontology annotation, molecular function: DNA-binding transcription factor activity; sequence-specific DNA binding. NCBI's taxonomy places the organism in Eukaryota, Viridiplantae, Streptophyta, Magnoliopsida, Asparagales, Orchidaceae. Gene Ontology annotation, cellular component: nucleus. The record is from RefSeq and is a predicted model, not a curated record. Gene Ontology annotation, biological process: regulation of DNA-templated transcription. The coding region runs from base 206 to 2479 and encodes 757 amino acids. The transcript has 2 exons.